UUGUACGAGAAUGUUCUCGACACCUCUGACAUCCAAAUGGGCGGAGCCGUCUGGAAAGAUCAAGCUCCUUGCAGUGUUUUCGAGCUAUCGAUGAUGUCGUUUAUGUUUUGAAUAGUGGCGGGAGCCCGGAAUUUGCUUGUAUCCUAUUCUGUAAAGGUUUUAUUGUAUGGCCGUUUUUCUGACUGACGAGCCUUAUUGUCACUUCAUGGGCGAAUUUGAAACUGAGGAGAUGGAGGUAUGUGAUGCAGAUGGCGCUCCCAAUAUGGUAUCACAGCAUGUAGCAGGGGAAUACCAUUGCUUGGUAUGCCCUCGCCACUUUCGAAGUGUUCCACACCACUUCCAAACUGCAGGGAAUUCAAUGCCAUUGUUGAUGCCAGAAGAAAACGCUGUUGUCCAUGCAGAGCUUCCUGAGUGCCAUCAGGAAUAUAAGCUGCAGCACCAACAACAACAAAAUGCAAUUCAAGAGUCAAAUCAUAUCGAUUCGGAGCAACUACACAAACGCUUCUCGACUGCAUUUCAGAAACCAUAUGCUAGUGGCAAGAGACCUGCUGCAAUCAUACCCCCCUUGAACAGGACGUGGAAAACAGAGGUUGUUCAUGAUAGAAGAGGGUUGUCUACCGACCACACAACUCUACCACAAAACCCGUCUGAUGGGGAGAAUUGUGCUAAUUCAUUGUACAGUGACACUGACAGUGCCUCCGUAGUGCAAGAUGAUGAAUAUGAUGAUGGUGGCGAAGAAGAAGAAAUAGUCAAUGAAGAAGACAUUGAUUAUGAAGAACAAGAAAUUGAUGAAGAGGAAGAAAUAACAAAUGAAGAAAUGGAAGAAGAAUUCGUGAAUGAAGAAACGGAAGAAGGAUUCAUGAAUGAAGAAACGGAGGAAGGAUUCGUGAAUGAAGAAACAGGAGGAGGAUUCGUGAAUGAAGGAACAGAAGGAUUCGUGAGUGAAGAAAUAGAAGAAGGCUUAAUGAAUGAAGAAAUAGAAGAAGGCUUAAUGAAUGAAGAAAUAGAAGAAAGAUUAAUGAAUAAACAGAUAGAAAGAGGAGGAGGAUUAAGGAAUGAAGAAAUAGAAGAAGAAGAUUUAAUUAAUGGAGAAACUGGAGGAGGAGGAAUAGUGAAUGAAGAAAUCGAAGGAGGGGGAAUAGUGGAUGAAGAAACUGAAGGCGGCAUAAUGAAUAGUGAAGUAGUAGAAGAAGGAAUAAUAGACGAAGAAGAAAUUGAUGAUGAAGAAAUAAUGAAGGAGGAAGUUGAAGGAGGAUUAAUGAAUGAAAGAACAGAAGAACAAGAAGAGGGAUUGAUGAAUGAAGAAACUGAAGAAGAAGGAAUAACAAAUGGAGAAGUCGUAGCAGGAGGAAUAAGAAAUGGAGAAGUCAUAGCAGGAGGAAUAAGUAAUGGAACUGUCACAGGAGAAGGAAUAAACAAUGGAGUAGUUGUGGGAGGAGUUAUAAGGAAUGGAGUAGUUGUACAAGGAGGAAUAACGAAUGGAACAGUUGUAGGAGAAGCAAUAACAAAUGGAGCAGUUGGAGGAGGAGGGAUAACGAAUGGAGUAGUCAUAGGAGGAGGAAUAAGAAAUUUAGUAGUCAUAAGAGGCAGAAUAAGGAAUUUAGUAGUUGGAGGAGGAGGAAUAACAAUUGAAGUAGUUGGAGGAGGAGGAAUAACGAAUGGAGGUGUUGUAGGACGAGGGAUAAGGAAUGGAGAUGUCGUAGGAGGAGGAAUAGCGAAUGGAGGUGUUGCAGGAGGAGGAAUAGCGAACGGAGUUGUCAGAGGAGUUGGAAUAGCGAGCGGAGGUGUCACAGGAGGAGGAAUAACGAACGAAGGUGUCGCAGGAGGAGGGACAGCGAACGGAGGUGUCGCAGGAGGAGGGACAGCGAACGGAGGUGUCGCAGGAGGAGGGACAGCGAACGGAGGUGUCGCAGGAGGAGGGACAGCGAACGGAGGUGUCUUAGGAGGAAGAAUAACGAAUGAAGUCAUAGGAGGAGGAAUGAAAGAAGGGCCUGGUUCCAGCGACAGUGACCUACAAUCUGUCAAGCAGGCAGAGCUUAAGCCACCACCAAUCAUCCUACACAUCAAGGACCACUACAGAUAUUACCUGCAGUUACUUAAAGAGUGGACAACAGAGGACUUCAGUGUGAGAACUGCAGGUAAAGACCUCAUCCGGGUCAAUUUCUGUAACAUCGCGGACUAUAGAAGAGUUGAGAGUGAAGCAGCAGCACGUCAAAUUCUGUUUUACACUCAUACUACCCACUCGGACAAAGUCAUCACAGCAGUCUUCCGUGGGCUACCACGUACUUUUCAGCCACACCACCUGUGGAGGGAACUGGAAGAGCUUGGAUUUGCUGUACACUUUGUGGUGCGCAUGAAAUAUCCAAAGACAGGGAGGGAAAUGCCUCUAUUUCUGGUUGUAGUUCCUGAGACCCCACAGAACAGGAAAAUUUUUAGCAUCACACUGAUUGCCAACACAAUCAUUAGCGUGGAAAACCUGAAGAGAAGGCUGGGUGGCCCUCGAUGUUUCCGAUGCCAGGCCAUUGGACAUAUGGCACACCAUUGUUCACAGCUUGACAUUUGCAUCCAGUGUGCCAGUGAACAUCAAAGCCAGAAAUGUCUGCUCCCCAGAAACAAAGAACUGAAGUACAUGAACUGUGGGGCUCGCCAGCAUGAAGUACCUUACAGCCAGCCUAAGCAAGAGAAGGCUAAACAUUCUGUCUGCCAUCUAGGUCCAACUGCACUGCCACAUGUGGACCGCAUUAGUGAUGUUAGCAAAGCAGAGCUGCUGUCUGCAUCAGACACAAGCUUUAUGGGCCCAACAGCCAACAGACUUGGGCAGACCCAUGCCAAAAAGCGUAUGUCUGAAUUACAGCUUGACAGUGCACCAAAACAGAAGCUGCGGUGCUGUCCACAUGCUGCGGGGGAGGCAGAACAGGAGGGUUUGGUCUCCACCUCCAUUAGCCAGAAUAGUUCCAGAAAUGGCACCAGCUAUGUCAAAGGUGAAGAUAGUGUUCAUGCUGAAGCCACCAACUGCACUGACAUAAUGCCCAGCAACAGCUUUACCUCUGCCAAACAGCUUGCAGAUAUACCUAGACAGCUUGCCCUGCUAGAGGAGACAAUCAAGAAUCUCCCACAGCGGAUUUGUGCUGCUGUAAAGAUGGCUGUGGAAACAGGCACGCUGCCAGUUUCCCAACAACCAGCAGACUGAACUGCCAGUCCGUGCAUCAAGGAAGGCUCUAGAGGCCUCUGACUAGUCAGCUGCUUUGGCCACCCUCAUACUGAUAGCACUGAUGGUAGGACAAGAAAUUACAGCAACUGCAACAAAAGACAACAGGAAAGCAAAAUGCUUAGUGUUUUAAUACUCCAACACAAGGGGAAGAAUCAACCACUGUGAUGAUUUCUAAUGUUCCAAUGAGCAGCAGCAGCCUUCCCCUUGUUUAGUACUGCUGUGUCCUUUCCUCCAUCUAUAUUUUCCAUAGUCAUGCGUACUUCUACAUCUUUGCAUUUCUAUAGCCAUUCCUGUUUCACCACUUUGCAUAUUCUGACAAUUUCUUUGUUUUGGUAUCUGUAUUCUCUUUUUGCAUUCUACACCUGACAAAUUUUUAUACUUUGUUCUUCACUUUAUGGAGUAUAUUUACAGCCUGUUCUGCCUUCAGGGAAGCCAUCUGUUUCUUUGUUGCCCUAUGUCUUUUUCAGAUUUAUUUAUAAUUUUUUGUUUCCAUUUUGUGCAUCCUUGUCCUUUUUCAUGUAUACUGUAUGUAUUAAGUUCUCUUAUUAUACAUUUUUGUAUUGAUCUUGAG
Messenger RNA from Schistocerca serialis cubense, 3782 nucleotides. RefSeq lists its product as uncharacterized. Bases 167 to 3190 code for a protein of 1007 amino acids. The transcript has 4 exons. NCBI's taxonomy places the organism in Eukaryota, Metazoa, Arthropoda, Insecta, Orthoptera, Acrididae. Gene Ontology annotation, molecular function: nucleic acid binding; zinc ion binding. The record is from RefSeq and is a predicted model, not a curated record.